AAAGACUUAUCUCACACUAGAGCUAUAUUAGCUCAAAGGACUUAUAUGGACCAGUUGUUACAUUGUAUACUACAGUUAUGCGCCACUACCUUGUGCUUUUCUUAGUACAUGUGGAGUGCCCCUUUAGCUUUGGCUGGUUCAGCAUGCAUCACAUCUGCUCCUGACCUGCGGUCCUGCCUGUCUUCUCAAGCCUGCAUCUCUUGCUGAAAGUUCUGAUAUCAACACCUGCCGCCACUCGUGUUCCUCCUGUCCCUCUGCACCAUCUGUUCCACCUUCAGUGGGCCCUGGGCUGGAGAUACAAGAGGGGCCAACCUCGUCAAUUCAGUCUCCUACCAGGGAGAAUCUACUUUAGUGGUUACAAUAAAAGAGUUUUAUAGGACAAUGCUGGAAAGAAGAGAUGCUAAUAUUCUCUGAGACUGCAGAACUGCCAGCCAGUGGAGGAUGAAGACAAUUAUGCCUCAGGAUGAUUUCUCUGCAGACGUGCAUAUACUUUAACACUUGACAUUAGGGCAAGGAAGAAAAAGAUUAACCCAGCUCACAGCAGAAGAUCAUUGUGCUACUUCAAGACUCAGGAGGAGCAAGGAAAGACAAAUGAGUUGAAUAACAAUGCAAACGCUUGUAGAGUUUAUUUGUAAAAGCAUUGAGCUGUGAAGGACAGGUGUAAAAGAUGGCAAACAGCUUGACUGUUCUUGGUACCCUCUGGGCACUGCUGUCAUUUCUCUCAGCAGCCACAAGCUGUACAAGCUUUUUCAUGCCCUACUGGCUCUAUGGCUUCCAAAUGGGAAAACCGGUUUCAUUCAGCACUUUUCGCAGGUGCACCUACCCAGUUCAAACGGAUGAAAGGAACAUGGUGAUGUUGGAAGAGUGUGGAAGAUAUGCCAGCUUUAGUUCCAUCCCCAGCCUAUCCUGGCAGAUCUGCACCCUGGUGACUGGUAUUGGCUGUACUUUACUGCUCGUAGUGUCCAUAGCUUCUGUUUUAGGCUGCUGUAUUGGUGAUCUUAUUUCCAGAAUGACUGGGAGGUUUUAUGGUGCUAUACAAUUCAUUGGAGGACUCCUCAUUAGCUCCGGAUGUGCCCUGUAUCCACUGGGGUGGAACAGCCCUGAAAUCCAGCAGGCAUGUGGCAACACAUCCAGUCAGUUCCAAUUAGGCACCUGCAAGCUUGGCUGGGCAUAUUAUUGUACAGGAGGUGGAGCAGCAGUUGCUAUGCUCAUCUGCACAUGGCUGUCAUGUUUUGCUGGAAAGAAGAACAAGCCAUCCCUAUACUGACAAUAUACAGAGAUUGAUGGAUUGCUGGUCAUUACUUGCUCUGUACACCUAGCAGCUAAAGUUAUUAGAUAUUUAAACUAACUUAUUAAAGUUGUGGGUAGUGUAUGACUACCCACAACUUUUUCAGUUUUGGAUUGAGAAGCUUCUUAUUUGCUCCUGUAAUUGGCUCUCCUCCUGCCAAUAUAGACACAGGAGAGGAUGCAGAGUAAUCAUCCCUGUGUGUCUGUGUGAGGAGGAAAAAAGGGAGGGGGGGAAUAUCCCCCUCAGAAACUGACAGGCACUUUCUUCCUCACAGAAGAAUCUUGGCCAGCUUGGCCAGGCAGCAGGAUAUUUUUCUUUUCAAUUAAUGAUUAUAGUAGUAACUGCUAAGAAUAAAAUGCAUGUAGAAGCUUUUAAACUUAAUUGAUUAGAUGGUACAUGCUUCCCAAUGUUUGCUUUUGUAUUUCAGGGGAGCAAGGUUAUCUGACUGCACACAUGCUUGUACUCUUCCCAAGCCCAUUGAUUACUAUUUGUGCUCACUGAUCGCAGACAUUGACAUAAAUCUGCAAAAAAAAGUGCCUGGCAGUAAAGGCUAGCAAUCUGUUCCUGUAUAACAAAGGGAAAAUACAAUCCCUAUGUACUGACAAUAUGAAAAAAGCAAUGAAAAAUGUCAAAUAUAUCACACACAAUAAACAUACCCAAAUGCUAAUGAAUGCACCCCUAAGGGGGAUCAUAGAAACAAAACAAUAUAUAAACACCAGCAACAAAUACUGUAUAUAUUAGUACCAUUGCGCUUGAAAAAUAUAGAAAAAAAAACACGUACAAAUGUAAAAGUUUCCAAGUGAAUUAUGAUCAGGUAAAAUAAAGUAUUAUACUAUG
Molecule: messenger RNA, 2125 nt
Organism: Rana temporaria (common frog)
Lineage: Eukaryota; Metazoa; Chordata; Amphibia; Anura; Ranidae
Gene: LHFPL1
Product: LHFPL tetraspan subfamily member 1
Exons: 4
Coding region: 668-1267 (199 amino acids)
Cellular component (GO): membrane
Source: RefSeq, a predicted model, not a curated record